CCCCCGCGCACAGCUGGGACGUGGGCCGCUGCCGGGCGGGCACAGUUGGGAGCCUGGGAGCCGGCGGUGGAAGCGCCCGCGGAGGCCUCCGCCGGUCCGAGCGUGCCAACGUCCGUCCGCGCCGUCGGCCAUGGCCGUGUGCCCCGGGCGCCCCUGCCUGCUGGCGCUCGUGCUGUGCUGCGCCUGGGGGACGCUGGCGGUGGUCGCCCAGAAGCCGGGCACGGGCUGUCCGAGCCGCUGCCUGUGCUUCCGCACCACCGUGCGCUGCAUGCAUCUGUUACUGGAGGCCGUGCCCGCAGUGGCGCCGCAGACUUCCAUCCUGGACCUUCGGUUCAACAGAAUCCGAGAGAUCCAGCCAGGGGCAUUCAGGCGGCUGAGGAACUUGAACACGCUGCUUCUCAACAAUAACCAUAUUAAGAGGAUUCCCAGUGGAGCGUUUGAAGAUCUGGAGAACUUAAAAUACCUCUAUUUGUACAAGAAUGAGAUCCAGUCAAUUGACAGGCAAGCAUUUAAGGGACUUGCCUCUCUAGAACAACUGUACCUGCAUUUUAAUCAAAUAGAAACACUGGACCCAGAAUCCUUCAAGCACCUGCCGAAGUUGGAAAGACUAUUUUUACAUAACAAUCGGAUCACACAUUUAGUUCCUGGAACGUUUAAUCACUUGGAAUCCAUGAAACGAUUGCGAUUAGAUUCUAAUGCACUUCACUGUGACUGUGAAAUUCUGUGGCUGGCGGAUCUGCUGAAGGCCUAUGCUCAAUCGGGGAACGCGCAAGCAGCAGCCACUUGUGAGUUUCCCAGACGCAUCCAGGGACGCUCUGUGGCUACCAUCACCCCAGAAGAACUGAACUGUGAAAGGCCUCGGAUCACAUCAGAGCCACAGGAUGCAGAUGUCACCUCGGGGAAUACUGUAUACUUUACCUGCAGGGCGGAGGGCAACCCCAAACCUGAGAUUAUCUGGCUUCGAAACAAUAAUGAGCUGAGCAUGAAGACAGACUCACGAUUAAACCUGCUGGACGAUGGCACACUGAUGAUCCAGAACACCCAGGAGGCAGACGAGGGUGUCUACCAGUGCAUGGCGAAGAAUGUGGCCGGAGAGGCAAAGACACAAGAAGUGACCCUCAGGUACUUGGGGUCUCCAGCCCGACCCACUUUUGUAAUCCAGCCGCAGAACACAGAGGUCCUGGUGGGCGAGAGCGUCACUCUGGAGUGCAGUGCCACGGGCCACCCUUUGCCACAGAUCACCUGGACAAGAGGUGACCGGACACCCUUGCCAGCUGACCCGAGGGUGAAUAUCACUCCCUCUGGUGGCCUGUACAUACAGAACGUCGACCAGGGUGACAGCGGGGAGUACGCGUGCUUUGCCUCCAACAGUGUGGACAGCAUCCAUGCCACGGCCUUCAUCAUUGUGCAAGCUCUUCCUCAGUUCACUGUGACCCCUCAGAGCAGAGUGGUCAUCGAAGGUCAGACUGUGGAUUUCCAGUGUGAGGCUAAGGGUUACCCCCAACCAGUCAUCGCCUGGACCAAGGGAGGGAGCCAGCUCUCAGUGGACAGAAGGCAUCUGGUGCUGUCCUCGGGCACACUUAGGAUCUCCGGGGUUGCCUUGCAUGACCAGGGCCAGUAUGAGUGCCAGGCCGUCAACAUCAUUGGCUCUCAGAAGGUCAUGGCCCACCUGACUGUACAGCCCAGAGUGACCCCGGUGUUCACCAGCAUUCCCAGUGACAUGACUGUAGAGGUGGGCACCAAUGUCCAGCUGCCUUGCAGCUCCCAGGGGGAGCCCGAGCCAGCCAUCACCUGGAACAAGGAUGGGGUUCAGGUAACAGAAAGUGGAAAAUUUCACAUCAGCCCCGAAGGGUUUUUAACCAUCCACGAUGUUGGUCCUGCAGAUGACGGUCGUUAUGAGUGUGUGGCUCGAAACACAAUUGGAUAUGCUUCAGUUAGCAUGGUUCUCAGUGUGAACGUUCCUGACGUAAGUCGAAAUGGGGAUCCGUACGUCGCUACCUCAAUUGUUGAAGCCAUUGCAACUGUUGACAGAGCCAUCAACUCCACGCGGACACACUUGUUUGACAGCCGACCUCGCUCUCCAAAUGACCUGCUGGCCCUGUUUCGGUACCCACGGGACCCUUACACAGUGGGACAAGCCAGAGCAGGAGAGAUAUUCGAGCGGACCCUGCAGCUGAUCCAGGAUCAUGUGCAGCAUGGCCUGAUGGUCGACUUGAAUGGAACAAGUUACCACUACAAUGACCUGGUGUCUCCGCAGUACCUGAGCCUCAUCGCCAACCUUUCCGGCUGUACUGCACAUAGGCGCGUGAACAACUGCUCAGAUAUGUGCUUCCACCAGAAGUACAGGACGCAUGAUGGCACAUGUAACAACCUGCAACAUCCAAUGUGGGGAGCCUCGCUCACAGCCUUUGAACGUCUGCUGAAGGCCGUGUAUGAGAAUGGCUUCAACACACCUCGUGGCAUCAACCCCCAGCGCCAGUACAAUGGGCACGUGCUACCUAUGCCCCGCCUGGUGUCCACUACACUGAUUGGAACAGAGGUGAUCACCCCUGACGAGCAAUUCACACAUAUGCUGAUGCAGUGGGGCCAGUUCCUAGACCAUGAUCUGGACUCCACGGUGGUGGCCCUGAGCCAGGCUCGCUUUUCAGACGGGCAGCAUUGCAGCUCCGUGUGCAGCAAUGAUCCUCCUUGCUUCUCUGUCAUGAUUCCUCCCAAUGACCCCCGGGUGCGGAGUGGGGCCCGCUGCAUGUUCUUUGUGCGGUCGAGCCCUGUGUGUGGCAGUGGGAUGACAUCCCUGCUCAUGAACUCCGUGUAUCCUCGAGAGCAGAUCAACCAGCUUACCUCCUACAUUGAUGCAUCCAAUGUGUAUGGCAGCACGGACCACGAAGCCCGUGGCAUUCGAGACCUGGCCAGCCAUCGUGGCCUGCUACGCCAGGGCAUCGUGCAGAGAUCUGGGAAACCACUGCUACCCUUUGCCACAGGGCCACCCACUGAGUGCAUGCGUGAUGAGAAUGAGAGCCCGAUCCCCUGCUUCCUGGCGGGGGACCACCGUGCCAAUGAGCAGCUGGGCUUAACCAGCAUGCACACACUGUGGUUCAGGGAGCACAACCGCAUCGCAGCAGAGCUGCUAAAGCUGAACCCUCACUGGGACGGAGACACUGUCUACCAUGAGACCCGCAAGAUUGUUGGGGCAGAGAUACAGCAUAUCACCUACCGGCAUUGGCUGCCCAAGAUCCUGGGGGAGGUGGGCAUGAAGAUGCUGGGUGAAUACCGGGGCUAUGACCCCAGUGUCAACGCCGGCAUCUUCAACGCCUUUGCCACUGCAGCCUUCCGGUUUGGUCACACGCUGAUCAACCCCCUGCUCUACCGUCUGGACGAGAACUUUGAGCCCAUGCCACAAGGCCACGUGCCCCUCCACAAGGCCUUUUUCUCACCCUUCCGGAUCGUCAAUGAGGGGGGCAUUGACCCCCUUCUCCGGGGGCUGUUUGGAGUGGCAGGGAAGAUGCGCAUUCCCUCCCAGCUGCUGAACACAGAGCUCACAGAGCGGUUAUUCUCCAUGGCACACACGGUGGCCCUCGACCUGGCUGCUAUCAAUAUCCAGCGAGGCCGAGACCAUGGCAUCCCUCCCUACCACGACUACAGGGUCUACUGCAACCUGUCAGCCGCCCACACCUUUGAGGAUCUGAAAAAUGAGAUCAAGAGCCCUGUGAUCCGGGAGAAGCUACAGAGGCUGUAUGGUUCAACUCUCAACAUUGAUUUGUUCCCGGCCCUCAUGGUGGAAGACCUAGUUCCUGGCAGCCGCUUGGGGCCCACACUCAUGUGUCUACUCAGCACACAGUUCCGACGCUUGCGGGAUGGAGACAGGUUGUGGUACGAGAACCCAGGGGUUUUCUCCCCAGCCCAGCUGACACAGCUCAAGCAGACAUCCCUAGCCAGGAUCCUGUGUGACAACUCAGACAACAUCACCCGCGUGCAGCGGGACGUGUUCAGGGUGGCAGAGUUCCCACACGGCUAUGGCAGCUGUGAGGACAUUCCCAGAGUGGACCUCCGAGUGUGGCAGGACUGUUGCGAAGACUGCAGGACCAGGGGACAGUUCAAUGCCUUCUCCUACCAUUUCCGGGGCAGGAGGUCUCUCGAAUUCAGCUACGAGGAAGAUAAGCCCACCAAGAGAGUGAGGCGACGGAAGGCAGCAAGUGUAAAACAUGUCAGCAAUUCCACGUCAGCUGCUCAUGAGCACCUGGAAGGACCAGCGACAAAUGACUUCAAGGAGUUUGUUGUGGAAAUGCAAAAGAUCAUCAGACAUCUCAGAAAACAGAUAAACAGCCUGGAGUCUCGGCUCAGCACCACGGAGUGUGUGGACGACAACGGCGACUCUCACAGCAAUAACACAAAGUGGAAAAAAGACACAUGCACAGUUUGUGAGUGCAAAAAUGGCCAGGUCACCUGCUUCGUGGAAGCUUGUCAGCCUGCAGCCUGCCCGGAGCCUGUGAAAGUUGAAGGAGCAUGCUGUCCCAUCUGCCUAAGGAGAGCUACAGAGGAGAAGCCUUAGGCUUUCCUAAGCUGGGCUCCUCGAAGGUGGUCCACAGAAUCCUCAUGAGCUUAGCGACAUGGGGAGCUGCAGACCACAGGACAGGAACCCCAAACAUUUCAAGACUUCCUCUGUGCCGUCAAAGACGCAGCCCUGACUGCUUUGGAACCCAUGUUUGUAGAAGGAAAUUGAACAGGCAAGAGCAGGUGUAGGCUCUGGUUUUCAUUUCAUGUUAGACUUCUCAGGUUUUUAUUUAAUUCUUUUAAAAUGGAAAAUUGGUGCUACUAUUAAAUCGCACAGUUAAGCCACGUGGGCUCCAAAAUCACUUCUGCCUGAUGAUGCCACUUGUGUUUAAAUGAGGCAGGAAGUCUUUGAAACCCCCUCUGAGGGUGGGAGCUUUGUUCACUGGUGUGGCCCACAGGUGGUGGCAUGGCAGGAGCCAUCAGGAGAAUUCUUGGUUAUAUCACAGGCUUUAUUUAAAUAGAAUCUUUUGACAAAUGAACAGAAUCCCCACAGGGAUGCUAGGGCUCCCCCCCACCCUCUCCUUCAUGUCUGCUGCCUUUACUGUCACCCUCAGGGCUCAUUAGCAUCUGACCACAAUACCAAGCAGUCCUGUGUCCUGGGACCACAUCAGUUCCUUCUACAUAUGACUGUCACAUUAUUAAGUCACAUUUAGAAACAGUCUUGUUUCCACUUAGAAUGUGCAUACAUACUGCUUUGCUGUAAACUGAAUGUGAAUUCCUUUGGUCCCACACCAUGUCCGGUGACCCGAACAGCCCCUUACAUUAUUAGGAUGGUCUGUGGCCACUGCCUGCCUUGGCUCCUGACUACAGCUUAGGAGGGUAACCUAGUCUCCAGAUCCUCCUGACAGGCGACAGGCAGGCAGACCCUGAACAUCAGGAACUCACAUUGUGUGAAUGCUUUAAAGAAAAGAAUCCCUAUACCUCAUUUUUUAAUUGCAUGUUUUAUAAAAACUUUCCCAUUUUCAGGUGUUAGAUACAAUAGAAAAAUUAUUUCCAUUAUGCAAAAGUUAUUUUGGCUUUCUUUUUUUAGAAUUCAGUGAAAAACAACUAUUAUACCUCAUAGUAUCUUUUUUUAAUUGACCAAAACUUUCCAUUCUAUUCUCACAACAAAGUUCUCACUGUUCUGAGGACUCUUCACUGAAUAAGCAAGUCUCAUCCCACACACACACUGAUGUGUCAGGCCUUGUGAGCAGCAUUAUGAGCAGAGCAGUGGGACUUGGGAUCACCUGCCCAGAGGCUGAGGAGGAGGACCCUAAGGACACAGGGAAGGUUGAGCCAUUUGGACAAGGGCAAAAUGGCUGUCAUUACAGGAGACCAUUGUCAGGGAUAAGGUGAGGCUCUGCUCCUCUCUGUCUGGCCAGGUGCUGUGCAGUAAGGCCAAUCUUGUAUGAUCUGUGUAUGAUCCCUGUGGUGGUGGGAGCUCCUUCCCAGAGACAAGCACGGAGCCAUGUACAAGGCUGCCUAGUGUGCUGUUGGCAAAGGCAGCAUCUCAUGAGUAUUCACAGUGGAUUCACUGCAUUGCAUAUCAAAAACCGGUCACCUUAUCUUACCCUUGUGUUGCUGAUGAUAACCAGAAGCUGGGUGUUCUGGUAGGCAUUGCUUUUGAUAUAGGAUGGAUUUAGCGAUGAGAUCUCAGAACAGACUUCUGUGAAGUGAGAAAUGUAAGUGUGUGCAUGGAAUCUGAUGGCUUGGUCAUCGCUCAGGUGUAGAGAUGGCAGCAGAGCCUGUCUUGGGUGCUCUGGCAUCUCACUUGGGCCCCGUGGGGGGUGUCUGGUGCCCAGGCACACAGGUAUGCAUGGCGCUUAGGCAGGCAUCAAGGGUUUUUGUUCUCUGAACUAGUGGGGGAAGCUGGCUGUCAUUUACAUUAAUUUCUGUAAUUCAAACCAAAAUGUCUGUAGAAUCUCCUUUGAUGUUACAGUCUCACUGCCCGGACAGUGGGCAGUGCCCAGACGACCUUCCUGAGGCAGCAACUGCACGGGGGCUGCCAUGAUAUGAAGCAUUGUACAUAUUUAUUUACUUUCCUUACUGUUGCCAACAUCCAAAUGCCAUUUUUAUGUUUUUUGUAUUCAGUACAUUACCAAAGAGGUGUUUGCACUUUGUAACGACGCCUUUCAGUUCUAAUAAAAGGGCCACGUUGUCAAGUGGA
Molecule: messenger RNA, 6697 nt
Organism: Nannospalax galili (Upper Galilee mountains blind mole rat)
Lineage: Eukaryota; Metazoa; Chordata; Mammalia; Rodentia; Spalacidae
Gene: Pxdn
Product: peroxidasin
Exons: 23
Coding region: 131-4549 (1472 amino acids)
Biological process (GO): response to oxidative stress
Molecular function (GO): protein binding; heme binding; peroxidase activity
Source: RefSeq, a predicted model, not a curated record